UCGAAAAAAAGGUUUAAUUUGACGAUAGAACCAUAAAAUAUACAAAUAAUAUCACGUUCUACAAAUCUAAAAGCGUUUUUUCAGGGCUCUAUUUAACCAAGAUUUCUAAUUAAAAGAGUCAAAAUCAAACAUGAUAUUGACGAUAAAAACAGCCUGUCUCUGCUCUGAUUUUUGAAAAAAAGAAAGAAAUUUUAAAAGAAACAAAAAGUUAUCAAAAAUGUAAACUUAUCUCAAUAUCCCUUUAUAAAAAGGAAUGUGCACUUGUGCUAUUGUGAUGCAAAUGUGACAAAAGAAGAAAUGAAAUGCACACAGUGGUGAGAUUUUUCCCUUUUCCACACCUGUCAAGAUGUAAUUGAUUAAUAUGCUAAUGCACAACGUUGUUAAGACUCCGGUACGAGUUUGUUGAACAUUAUGUACCGGACCAAUAUCAACACAGACAGUACACAAUUGUACAGAGUAUCGGGAGAUAUGAAAGUACAAACAGCUACAACUACAACCUGGUUGGUUGUUUUUGUUUUCAUUUUAAACUUUGGCACUUGCUUCUCGUCGAAAAMACAGYUAUGGGUAGGAGCAUUUUUGACGGUUGAUGUCAGUGGAGGAGGUUGGAGCUCAGAAGGAGUUCUUCCCGCAAUUGAAAUGGCAAUAGAAGAUGUCAAUAAUGACUCAACCAUCCUCGCUGAAUACGAGUUAAAAAUGAAGUGGAGAGACACAAAGUGUCAGAGAGGAUACGGCGUGAGACAGCUUGUACACUUUCUAUCUGACGUGGAAAACCCACCCAUCAUGUUGAUAGGUGGUGGAUGUUCGGUAGCGACCGAGGCMACAGCACAAGCUUCACACUAUUGGAAUCUUAUUCAGAUCGCAUAUAGUGCUAACUCAAUGCGAUUGUCCGAAGAGUCUGUCUAUCCGAAGCUAUUCCGAACUUGUUACUCGGAAGCGAUCGGMAAUCCAGCUCGUAUAGCGAUAUUAAAGAAAUAUGGGUGGAAAAGAGUGGCAGCACUUUAUCAGAAUGAAGGCCUAUUCUCYUUGACGUUAGAUGAYUUAAGAAAGCACUUAGAUCAACAAAAUAUUACAUUGGUGACGUCUGAAUCACUUCAAAAUGAUCCAAAAUACCAAGUACGAAAUAUCAAGAGCAAAGAUGCUAGGAUAAUCAUUGGUAUGUUUUACUCGAAUAUGGCAAGAAAAGUCUUAUGUAGAGCGUACAAAGAAGGGAUGUAUGGCGGACGAUAUCAGUGGAUCAUACCUGGCUGGUUCAAGGCAAGGUGGUGGGAAGACACUGACAGCAGUAAUACUCUAGAUUGUACGCCUGCGCAAAUCAAGCAAGCCGCUGGSAAUUACAUUGCAAUAAUGGAAUCAACUUGGAGUAGUGAUCCUGGAAAGACUAUUAGUGGYCAGACCGCAUCAGAGCUAAACAGCCGUUACAAGAAGCGUGUCAAGCCGUCACUAACGAACGAGUACUGUGUGUUUGGGUACGACGCUGUUUGGGCUGUCGCACUGACGCUGAACAAAUCUAUCGAUACCUUACGGGCUCAAGGGAAAUCCAUUGAUCAGUUUCAAUACAAUGACACAGAAAUGGCAAAUGUGUUUGGGAAAAGUCUUUACGGUUUACGGUUUAAAGGAAUGUCGGGAAAUAUCAAGUUUGAUCGAUACGGAGACAGAAUUGGUCUCGUCCUUGUGGAGCAAUUACAAGGUGACGCUGAAGUUAAAGUCGGAGAGUACGACUCUUUUAGGGAUACUAUUAACAUGGUCGCUGGGAAGAAAAUGAUGUGGAUUGAUGGACAACCACCUGUUGACCGCACUCUGAUACAGUUUAAGUUACAAGGAAUAUCAAUGUCUCUCUUCAUCUUUAUGAGUACAUUGGCCGUUUUAGGGAUUUUAGUCGCUAUUGGUUUUCUCGUGUUCAAUGUUUACCACAGAAAAAAGAGAUUCAUACGCAUGAGCAGUCCACGUCUUAACAGCAUCACCAUCAUUGGAUCAAUCCUUGUGUACAUAUCAGUCAUCAUUUCCGGAAUGGAUGGAAAGUUUCUAAGUAAAUCACAAUACACCAUAUUUUGUCAGUUGCAGACGUGGACAUUUUGCACUGGUUUUACMUUGGCUUAUGGUGCCAUGUUUUCCAAAACAUGGCGUGUUCAUAUUUUAUUUUUGAAGAAACGAGAAAGAAGGUCUAUAAAAGACCACCAAUUACUCACAAUGGUUGCUGGGUUAUUACUAAUUGACGUCAUCGUAUUGACCACGUGGCAAAUUACUGAUCCUCUSCAUUAUGCAAUAAAAUAUCAACCGACUGUAGAGGAAGACGAUCAUCACGCGACAAAACCUUACAGCGAGUACUGCACUAGUGAAUAUUUCAUCGUGUGGCAAGGAGUUGUGCUUGGUUAUAAAGGUCUUUUGCUGUUAUUUGGUGCGUUUUUGGGAUGGGAAACACGUAAAGUUACUAUCCCAGCAUUGAACGAUUCUAAGAACAUUGCUAUAUCGGUCUAUACGGUGGUAUUAACGUGUAUAGUUGGGCUUCCUGUGCUAAUAGUUGUCAAAAGUAUGCAAGAUUUCUCUUAUGGUUUGAAUGCUGCUAUUUGCUUGCUGUGUACUUCAGUCGUUUUGUGUUUAUUAUUUGUACCUAAGAUCUUAGUCCUUGGUAAAAAAGAAGAAGUAUCUUCUGUUAAUCAAACCAUCAAAUCUCAAAACAGUGUCGGUCCUGCCAGCAUAUCUAACGCCCUCCAUGAAAUGCACAARCAACUUGACAUCUGCAGUACCGAUGAACARAUCACACAGCUAGCUGCAAAUGGCGUUUUGGACGUCCUYCCAGAGUGCGGUAAUAAUGAAAAAUCUGAAUCUUCAUCAGAGCGCACAUGUUGAAAGUUUGGACGAUGGCUGAAGUUAGUAUAGAAGGUCUUGGUAAUAAAACUAUUUGGUCUGUCAUGAUUUCGUGUCAAAGACAAAAAACAAAA
This is a messenger RNA of Exaiptasia diaphana, 2939 nucleotides long. RefSeq names its product gamma-aminobutyric acid type B receptor subunit 2. The transcript is spliced from 17 exons. The record is from RefSeq and is a predicted model, not a curated record. Gene Ontology annotation, cellular component: G protein-coupled receptor heterodimeric complex; membrane. Gene Ontology annotation, biological process: gamma-aminobutyric acid signaling pathway; G protein-coupled receptor signaling pathway. NCBI's taxonomy places the organism in Eukaryota, Metazoa, Cnidaria, Anthozoa, Actiniaria, Aiptasiidae. The coding region runs from base 412 to 2847 and encodes 811 amino acids. Gene Ontology annotation, molecular function: G protein-coupled GABA receptor activity.